AACUUCCGGAAGUCCUUUUCUUUCCUUCCGCCGUCACUGAAGUCCCUUUUGGAUUUACAUCGGCGGUCACCAUGGCAGCCCUCAGGCCCCUUACCAAACCCAAGAUCGUCAAAAAGCGAACCAAGAAGUUCAUCCGCCACCAGUCUGACAGAUAUGUGAAGAUUGCGAAAAACUGGCGUAAACCCAGGGGUAUUGACAACAGGGUUCGCAGGCGCUUCAAGGGCCAGAUGUUGAUGCCCAACAUCGGUUAUGGUAGCAGCAAGAAGACCAAGUACAUGCUGCCAAAUGGCUUCAAGAAGUUCUUGGUGCACAACGUCAAGGAGUUGGAAGUGCUCAUGAUGAGCAACAGGACCCACUGCGCAGAGAUCGCUCAUAACGUCUCCUCCAAAAACAGGAAGGUGAUUGUAGAGCGUGCCGCUCAGCUGGCCAUCAAGAUCACCAACCCCAACGCCAGACUCAGGAGUGAGGAGAACGAAUAAACUGUUCCACAAUAAAUCUGUUUAAAAUGGAA
Messenger RNA from Synchiropus splendidus (mandarinfish), 511 nucleotides. RefSeq names its product ribosomal protein L32 (gene rpl32). Gene Ontology annotation, cellular component: ribosome; cytosolic large ribosomal subunit. The transcript has 4 exons. Lineage: Eukaryota; Metazoa; Chordata; Actinopteri; Syngnathiformes; Callionymidae. The record is from RefSeq and is a predicted model, not a curated record. Bases 72 to 479 code for a protein of 135 amino acids. Gene Ontology annotation, molecular function: structural constituent of ribosome. Gene Ontology annotation, biological process: translation.